UGAUCCAUUUGACUGAUUGAUUCACCGCUGUCCGUAUGUACACAAAUGCAAUUAAGAGACUCACAGCCACACAGAAGUAAGAAGGCCUUAAAAACGCUUACGCACAUGUACAGUACACACCUAGUGUACACAUUCAUACGUCUACAUGUACGUACAUGUAUACGUUUACGUGUAUAACCUACUCACUGACGUACGUACGCAGACUGCGGCGUAUACACCGAUUGAUGGAUCACUCACUCACUCACUCACUCGGCUGCAAACAAACCUUUUCGGCGUCUCUCUUGUCGCGUCGCAUCCGUCGCAUUUUGCCAUAAAUGUCACUCAUCGAUAAAUACAUAUGGACUCAUCAAGACAGCACUCACUCACUCACUCACUCACCAAAAAUGUAUCUGACCUCGGAAUAGGGCUGCCGACACCUGACACACAUCGCACACACACACGGGGGCUGCCCAGUGUGUGCCGGUUGCCAGCCAUUGGAUUGCAUUGCGUACGUGUGUUCGGGGCAGAGUUUGUCUUCGGUCGGCAUGGGGGCCAUCCACUUCUCGAAACACUCCUGACACACAACCUGACAGACACACACAGACGACACACAGACCUGCACGUACAAACUCGCUGCCAUCUCUUCUUCGACUGACUUUAUGUCCGCAGGGCAGCAGGAUGAUGUCUGGCGGAUUCUCGAGACACAGCUGGCACUUGCUCACACUCGACCCAACACCACCACCACCACUGCUGCUGGACGAUGGCGCAGCACAGGGGCCAUUUGCCUGUGCCGAGCUGCUGCUGCCACUGACUGGUGGUGGUGGCGGUGGUGAGCCGUUGAUACCAUCCAUGGAGAGAGAGGGGGGCAUAGAGGGGGCGGCGGUGUGGGUGGGGACAGCUGCUGCUGUUGACGAUGAUGAUGAUGGCGAUGUGCGGUUGGGCUGCUGCUGGUGGCGUAGUUGUAUUUCUCUCUCGAUAGCCGCCUGGUGGAGCUGAGUGAGUCGGUGCUGCUCAGAGGCGAGGUCAUCCAGCAGCUGACGCACCGACGGCAGAUCGAGAGACGACACGUCACCCGCACUGACACGACUGCAACACACAUCAUGAGGGCGAGACGACGGGUGCACGGCUGCUGUCGGUGUGUGUGGUUGGUGACCUGUGUGGUGGUUGCGCCGAUGACAGCUGUUGUUUGAGCGUGAGUAUCUCCCGCCUCAGCGGCGCCUCCGCCUCGCGCAGCCGACGCAACUCGACGUCUUUCUCCUGCUCUACACGCGCUGACCUGCACACACACAUCAACACACACAUGUCAUCAGCAGCGUCUGACUCGUUGGUAUUCUCUCCCUCCCUCUCUCUCUGGUUGGCCGGCUGACCUGAGUCGUUCUUCCCUCAGCCGCUGCCUCAGUUGGUCCCUCUCGCGCGUCAUGUUGGCCAGGGCCCUCUCGGCCUCCCCGCGCACCUCAGUCUCUCGCUGCUCGAUGGCCAUCCGGUGCUGCGCCGACAGCUCCAAAAUGGCCGACCGGUGCUCGCCACGCAAAGCGUCCAGCUCCUCUCUGUGCUGCUUGGUGACGGUGUCGGUCUGUGUCUUGGCGGCCUUGUCGGCCUCCUGGCGCACCUGCUGGCUCACCCGACGCACACGGUCGUCAGCACUGCACACAGACAGACAGACAGACAGACAGGGAGGGAGGGAGGGAGUGUCUGUGUGUGGUCCUUUAGGUGUGCGUCGGUGCUUACGUCUUUUGUGUCUGUUUGAUUUGUUUGUCUUUGUCUUUGAGGAUAUCCUCGAGAGUGCUGCGCUGCGCGUCGGCCGCCUUUCUCUCCUUCUCAGCCAUUUUCUUCGACGCAGCCGACUCACUGGUCAACCUACACACACAUGUUCCCACACACGAGGGCGUACGGAUGGCAGUCAAUCAACUGCUUCUCUCCCCCUCUCUCUGGUCACCUUUUGACAUCGUCUUGGAGCCGUUUGAUGGUCCCGUUGAGUCCAUCCUUCUCCUUCGUGUGUCCGUCCUCGGCCGUCUUGAGUUUCUCGUGUGCGGCCGCCAGCUCCCUCUCUAGUCGGGCACACUUGUCUGUCAGUUUGUCGAUCUCGGCCUGCGACUCAUCGGGGUCGGGCUCGCCAGCAGUGGGAGUGGUCGACUCAUCCCUGACAGACACACACACAUAGGGUCAAGUGUGUGGCGUGGUUCGGAUCGUUGUCGCUCAGCUCACUGUGUGUGUGCGAUCGCCUUGGCUCUUGUGGGCGUGUCCGUGCGUGUGGCGGCAUCGGGAGGCGAUACUGAUACCGCCGAGCUGCAGGUGAUGUCCACAGUGUUUAGAGAAUGCAACUUGUGUGCGAUCGCCUCUCGUAUGACCUUACCUACGACAGCAGCACGCGACAUCAUCAUGACACUUGAUCGAUGCCUUUUCCUUCCCCUCCGGCUCACCUGUCGGUGUCGUGAGGGCCCCUAGUAGUGGCGGCCCCGAGUUCCUUCUGCAUGAGCUGCUGGCCUUUGCUGAGCUCACUGACGAAUGCCGUGUGCCACUGGGGCAGCCACUCGCCACGCACAUGCCGCAGCGGACCCAACGCAAACACCGCCGACGGAUCGCUGCACACACACAGAGAGCAUGACACUCGUAUCACCCACUGGUUGAGAUGCCCAGUGCCCAUUCCCUCUGUUGGUCACCUUUGCAGUGCUGUGCGGUGGUCCAUGAAGAACUUCUUGACGGCCCGCAGGAAAGUCUCCCGCGCCUGGGCCCCAUCGCACUCACUCGACUCGACACAGCCGAGACCACCGCUUUCCCCCUGCCCUCUGUUGUGCUGCAGGAAUGCCCUCACGAUCGCCAGGGUCUCACUCGAGGGCUGUUUGUCGCCCUCUGUGCCCGAUGUGACGGUGGCGAUGUCGGGGAAGGCCUCAUGGAUGGACUCGACCGUGACGGUUCGUGUGGUGCUCGGCGGGGUGGAUGGCUGGGUGGCCUUCGGCUUGGGCUUGGGAGUGGUGGGUGCCGGCUUGGGCUUGGGUUUGGUCUUGUCCUUGUCGGUGAAGAUGCCGCGGAAGAUGCUGCUGGUGGCCGGCGAGUUGCGGGAGGGAGUGCUGCUGCUCGAUACACUCUUCGGUUGGGGCGAGGGGACAGUCUGCGUGUCGGAAGGGAGCGACAGGAGGCUUGAGAAUGUGGCCAGCACAUCCACAGGGGUACGAUCAGGCCUGUUCACACACACAUAUGGACAAAAACACUUGACCCUGGUUGCGCGUCACUCACCUGGUCGGAUACGCCGACUCGACGCGAUCCAGCGCGCAUGGUCCGCACAUGAGCGACCCUGUGGCACUCUGCACACACAGGCCCGCCGGCGCCUCCCGAAUGUACCGCCUCUGCUUUUCGAUCAUGUCAUCGCCCAUCAGGUCGUCAUGGGUGAGCGUGUGCACCAGAGGAAUGGUAUCCACGAGCCCCUCUGAGCUGCCCGCACACGGCUUGCCGCACCGACAACAGGUCUGUGCCCGCGACUCCGCCCGCAAGACAUACACCAGCCCCCCUGUGCUGCGCGAUUCGGCCGAUCCCGUCGCCAGCAGGGCCAACACGGCGGCAGGUGGCCACUCUGUGAACGCCUUGGUGACGUACUCGUCCGCCAGGCGGAUCUUCCUCAUCUCGAUAGCCGAUGUCUCGGCAUGACUCACGCAUGCGACCCUCACCGCCGACUGGGCCCGGCUGGUCGUCAGCCGCUCCUUGUGCCGUACCGAGGGCGGCAGGCGCUGCAUGACCUGGGCAUCGAGGUAGAAGGCCAUGGGGAAGACGGCCCCCUUGCUGACCUCCCGCUCGGCCAGAUAAUGGGUGUAGUAGUCAUCCAGCGACUCGCACGCCAGCGGCUCAGCUGUGUCGGCCCACCAAUGCACACCGACAGCAUAAAUGCGCUCGACCUUCGAUUUGCAUCUCAGGACAGAUCGGGGGAUAUCGAAACUCAGCGGCAGAGUGGUGGUUAUCUUGACGCCCUCCAGUCUGCUGAUGCGCCCCUCCUGGUCGACGGCGAACCACUCGUUCGUCUCGAGGGCGGGGUUGGCCGCAGCGGGGUGACUCAGCAAGGGGUUGCGGUUGCUGACUGAGUCGUCCUUGAAGGGUCCGAAGGCGAAGGCACGCAGCGGCGAGAUUGUGCGGUCAGUUUCUGGAGCGCAGGCAAUCCAGAGUCCUCCCACGUUGCCGUCGGCUUGCGGGUAGACCAGCCGCUCGAAUGCCAUCUUCUCGCCCACGUACACGAUAUCCUCCGGAUAAGUACCGAGCACCGUCCUCUGCUCUUCCUCUGUCGGGCGGAGCAGGUAGGUGCCGUUGAGGCCGGUGUAGUCGCCGCUCACAGUGAAGCUGCCGUGCCGCCGACCGCCCGUGGGGGCCACGGUGCGGCACUGGUCGAAGUAACCGCGAAACGUCGCGUGCCACGCAGACUCCCCCUCUGUGCCGUCCUGCGUCGGCGACUUCGGGGGACCUUGGUCGAGACGGAAGAAAAACAGCAGAUCUAGAAGCGGGUCAGCGGCGACAGCGUCGAGAAGUGUCUGCAGAUGAGUCUCCAGGUAAGUGUUGUCGGGUGGCCCUUGCUGCGUCAGGGCGGCCACCACCAGACGGGCAAAGUCAUAGAAGUUGUCCCCUGCGGCGGGGAGGGGCGGGAGGGUGACGUCAGCUGUGUUCGAGGCGUCUUGCUCUUGCACGCGGCGGCGGAUGUCUUGCAUCGCCUUGACGAAAGCCACACCGUCGCCCUGACAGCACAGAGGCAGCCAGACAGCCAGAGAAGGAAAGACAGUCAGCCUAGCUCGCUGCACACACUCGUAUGCGUCGUGUCAGUGCAUGAAACGGACCUCCAUCUCCACGGCAAUGGCUUUAAGGACCAACACGAUGGUGUUCCACAAGUAGCGCGAGCAGAGUGUCUGAUGCUUCCCGUCGCCUGCGAUCAGCCCGGCCUCCUUGUGCAGACUGGCAGCCGCCUCCUCCAUGGGCCUGUUGCUGCCGGCCUUGGACAGGGCCUCAGACAGCUGAUCGAGCUGCACACACUCCAACACCUAAACACACGCACACACGUACGUCCAUGUGAUCUGAGUGGAAGCCAUCGCAGAUUUCACACACACGCCGACCUGGCGAACGACAAUGCGUCUGAGUCUGAAGAGAGGCCCGAAGGCAGUGUCCGUGAGUUUCUGGGCGAGCCCCUCGAAGACCGCUCGCAGGUCCACACCGCACUCCCAUGGACCCUCCCGUGCCAGCCGGUCCCCGACGUAGUGAGUGCUACCAAAGGCCGACCCGAUGCUCACAGAGCCACUGGCUCCCACAACUGCUGACGCGGCCUGGGGCGUCCCUGUGGAAUCCUCGUUCAUACCGACUGGGUCACCCCCUGCCGCUGGUGUCGAUGCCUGACAACGAGUGGUCUCAUCUUGGCCAGUAUGUUGCGGGGGCAUGCUUGGGGGCAUGGCUGUCGAUAUGUCUUUGGCAGGGACCGGGCCGGCCUCUGAUGCAGACGACGCUGCGGGGCCGGUGUCUGCUUGGCCCGUGUCCGGCUGCUGCCGCUGUGUGGCGAUGGGGUUGAGGGCGUGGCUGCAGAUGCGCUGGCGGCUGAGAUGCCCUGCUGGAUGCCAGAGGCGGACAUCGGGGACGCUGCGAACAGCAUCGUCGCGGAAGACGUAGCAAUGCCACUGAGGGUAGAGAACAGUGGAGAUCUCCGCUGAGCGGGUUACGUGUGUUGGGGUGUUUUCUUGCCUCGUGUUUGGACGAGUAGUCAGACCCGUGGCAUCACCUGCGCCACUAGCCUCGGCGCUCGACGCGUCAUCGUCCCUACACGCAUCAAGCAACACAUUUAUGAGUGAAAGACAGAUCAGCAGACCAGUGAAUGGCUGGCUGGCUGGCUCAUCUCUUCGUACCCUUCAGCACGUCCGGCGGCUUGAGCCCCGGCACCGGGCAAGGGCUUUGCCAUGCUCCGAAUCUUCCCAGUACAGCACUUGCUACAGAUUAGCCCGCUCGGUCCAAGAUGCGUCCACACUCCCUCCGUACUCAGGUAGGCCAAGUCUUGCUCAGCGGUCUCGGCUGACAGCACAUGCACCAGGGGCAUAUCGCCGGCUGGUCUGCCCACAUCCGGCUGGGCACUACACCCACCCGUGCAGGUGGUACUGCUCGUGAGCUCUGACCGCACCACAGCAACCGGCCCGCCUUUGAACGGCUCACCGACUAGCCCGCCAUUACCCAGCAGCAGCGCCAAUGCAUUGAAGGGCCACUGAGUGAAGCGCCUCGACGCCCAAUCGUCCGACAGACGCAUCAAGCCCCAGCGACGGACGUUUGCCUCCCCAUCGCGCACCAGCAGGGGUCGCUUGCUGACGGGGACAGGCUGAGAUGUCGGCAAGUCAGCGAAGAGGGGCUCAGGGUUGUGUGCGGUAGGCGGAAGGUUUUCCAUGACCGUAGGGGACACGUAGUAAGCUACGGGCAGUGCGUCUGACCCUUCGGCGAGGGAGCCGACAUAAUCGCUGAUGGCCGUGAAGCCCAUGGGCGCAGAGGAACACGGAAACAUAGCCCAAACGAGCUCGAGUGUUGUCGGGUCGAAUCUUGAGCGGCAGUUGCAAAAGUCGAGUGGGAGGGCGGCGGUAAUUUGGAAGGGACCGAUUUUCACGAGCUGAGCUCUGUCGUCAACAGUGUACCACUGGUCCGUCUCGAAAGCGGGAGAUGAAACAGCCGGGUGCGCUGCGACCGACGCCAAUGGUAUGUCGCUGCGUCCGGGACCGAUAGCAAGCAGCCGAGGGGUCAACCUCGCCUCUGUUGCUGGCUCAUAGGCCACCCACACGCCUCUCGUGUGGUCCGCGGUCGUCGUCUCAUCGGUCGGGCACAGCAGCCGCUCGAAGACCACCCUCUCGCCCACAUAGGCGAGAGCACCAUCCGGCGGCGCCACAAGCCUCGCCUGCUCCUCGGCUGUGGGGCGGAUGACAUAGCUGCCGUUGAGGACCGCGAGUGAGCCAGAGGCACCGCUCACGGUGAAGGACCCAGCACGCUUGUGGCCCUCACCCUCUCCCAGUGCACAGUCAGCCGCCACAUACUCGUCGACGGACAUGUCCCACGUGUAGGAGCCUCUUGUGUCGAUCCGCCCCUUGUCGAGUCGGAAGAGCUCCAGCAGCCGCAUAAGGCCGUCAGGAGGGAGCAAGCGGGCCUCGGAUAAUCGGUGGUGGGGCGACGGGGAGUGCUGUAGCACCAGCUGGACGGGGUCGAUGGCCGGGGGGAAGAUGGGCAGCCAGGUGGCGGUGGUGGAUGAUGGUCUCGUCGGCUGAGUCGAUAGUUCGGUGGCCCACAUCGACCUGAUGGCCUGGGCGAAGGAGGAACAGCCACCCUGAUCGACACGACAACAUGGCAAUGCACAUGUGAAGUUUCGCUCUUUGCCGCCUCGCCCAUCGCUCACCUCCAGCUGGUCGGCGAUGUCCUCGAUGAGGGUCACGAGAAACGUCCACAUCUUGACCGACAGCACCCUCUGCAGAUGCGCCUCAGACGCCAGCUGCUCAGCCGCCGCACGCACGGCCCUCACACACACGUCGAGCUUCCCGUUCCUCCCCGCCUCCCGCAGUGUGGCAGGAUCGAUGGCUUCGUAGACGCGAUCACAGAGAGUCCACCUCAGCUGGUAAGAUGGGAUGAAGCCACAGGUGUCUGCCAGCACUGCGCGCACGCCGCUGAAGAUGGCUUCGAUGCUGAGGGGGCAAGUGGCAUCAGAUGACUUGAGGAGGCUGCUGGUGCGAGGCGCAUCUGCAAGGAGGCCACCGAGAAGCGGGACAUCCUUGUCAGGCUGCAACGACUUGAUCGCGGCGUCCGCGCGGGUCUCCACAGGUGGUUUGUCUGCCGCAAUCGGUGGAGCUGCCUCAUCAGCCUCACGACCAUCCUGACUCGCAUCAAGGGCAGCACCACGCUUCUUGGCCUGACGCACACACACACACACACGCAAGCAGACAAGCAUACUGGCUCAUGGCGGAUGAGUGUUUGUGCCUUCUCGUGUGUGGGCGUACCUUUUUGGCCCUUUUUCUCUGUGCUUUCGAUGUGGACUGCACUGCGGCCGUGUCCAUCACACCGCUCUGCGCAGAUGCCGAUGAAGCGGCAGGGACGUCUUCGGCGCCUUCCAUUCACACAGGCGGGACAAGCAGCAGAGCCGCCUCGCUCUCGGCUGCAACAGAGACCACAAGCAGCGCCUCGGAGGGUCAUGGUGUGAUCUGUGACAGUAGCGGUGUGUGGCCUCACCUGCUGAUGUUAUUGUCGCAGGCAGUGCGACUUUUGAGUGAAGGGCCGCACGUGUGAAGCCACACGUAAGGCGCAGAUCCAAGUGAG
Molecule: messenger RNA, 8268 nt
Organism: Vitrella brassicaformis
Lineage: Eukaryota; Vitrellaceae
Source: the annotation of a GenBank genome assembly